CAAAACCAGAGCCUCCACCCCCAAAUCGCUAUUUAUAUAAAUUCAGCUUGAAAGAAAAACCUCCUGCUUCCCGAAAACCCUAGCGGCAAGCACAGAUCCGAAGUCCUCCAAGCUUCCCUCCCACCUCGCGUUUCCGAUUCCGAAAGCUCCACCACCAUGGCUGACGUUGAGACCGAUGUUGCGGCAGCUGGAGUUCCGAAGAAGAGAACAUUCAAGAAGUUCAGCUUCAGGGGCGUCGAUUUGGAUGCCCUUCUCGACAUGUCCACUGAUGAGCUCGUCAAGCUCUUCCCUGCCAGAGCUCGCAGAAGGUUUCAGAGAGGUCUGAAGCGCAAGCCUAUGGCUUUGAUCAAGAAGCUCCGCAAAGCGAAAAGGGAGGCACCACCUGGUGAGAAGCCAGAGCCAGUCCGUACUCACCUGCGUAACAUGAUUAUAGUUCCAGAAAUGAUUGGAAGCAUUAUUGGAGUGUACAAUGGAAAGACCUUCAAUCAGGUUGAAAUCAAGCCUGAGAUGAUCAGCCACUACCUUGCUGAGUUCUCAAUCUCAUACAAGCCUGUGAAGCACGGUAGACCUGGUAUUGGUGCCACCCACUCUUCGAGGUUCAUUCCUCUUAAGUGAGAUAGUUUCCAGCAGUCUGGAUGCCUGAUCGUGUUAUUUCUGUAAGACUCUGAUAACGAUCACAUUUUUGCUCAUUGCUGCUAUUUGGUUUUGUUAUAUUUUGACCCUACCUUGAUUACUCUUUAGAUGGAAUUUAUAUUUACAGUUGUGGUGCUUUGGAUGCUCAGACUGAGAUUAAUAGAUUUAAGUGUAGUUGAAUUAA
Molecule: messenger RNA, 817 nt
Organism: Pyrus x bretschneideri (Chinese white pear)
Lineage: Eukaryota; Viridiplantae; Streptophyta; Magnoliopsida; Rosales; Rosaceae
Product: 40S ribosomal protein S15-4
Exons: 4
Coding region: 157-615 (152 amino acids)
Biological process (GO): ribosomal small subunit assembly; translation
Cellular component (GO): cytosolic small ribosomal subunit; ribosome
Molecular function (GO): RNA binding; structural constituent of ribosome
Source: RefSeq, a predicted model, not a curated record